Messenger RNA from Pocillopora meandrina, 5096 nucleotides. The record is from the annotation of a GenBank genome assembly. NCBI's taxonomy places the organism in Eukaryota, Metazoa, Cnidaria, Anthozoa, Scleractinia, Pocilloporidae.
AUGGAGUGUAUAUUUUAUCAAGUGGCAUUAAUUUUAUUGACGACGCUCCUAAGCGAAUGCGACACAAGGCCACACACCUCAAGAAAAUUGUUAUCUAAUGGACAACCUCCUUCAUUUGAGGCAAGUAUCAUGAUGUUUACUAGUCUUAAACACUGAAUAUUGAAAGAGGUCAGUAAUCUGGUACUUAUUGAGCGUAAGUUAGAUGGCAAUGGGUCAUACGCCCUUGACACUCGCCGUAUCAUCAUUCUCUUAUUUUACUGAACCGAUCUUAGGACUUUGACAGCAGUUCACAAAUUCGACAAAUGGCCGAACGUACGUUAAAAAAACGCCCGCAGACAGUGAAGAGAAUUUUAAGAUCGUGGAUCAGAAGAAAACCAGUUCCACGGCAGCCUAAGGCGGCAGCAAAAGAUGCUCAUCUGGCUAAUCGCACCGCCUACUUGGCACAGAUCAACAGUUCGCAGGUUCGAAAUCGUCGCUAUGCGCUAUCAAGUUCCUCGUGGGGUCACAGAAAUCUUAUCUGGUAUGCCAACGUACAACCCAUGGCUGCAGCGGUUUUUACGGCGGCAUUUAGGGUUUGGGCAGAAGUUAGUAGAUUCACGUUCAAGCGGCAGUCUCACUUUGACAGUAACGUAGACAUACAACUCAAGUUUCUCAAAAGUAAGUGACUUUGAAAUCUACCUCAAUAGCAUGAUUAGAUGCAAGCUGAAUUGUGCCACCUACCUACCGCUGCUGGCAUUUUUCAAUGACACUAAUUUAGAAACAGCAAUUAGUAGCGUCUCAGUGAUGUGUAUUCAUUUAUUUAUAUAUAUAUAUAUAUAUUUAUUAUUAUUAUUAUUUGCUUGUUUUGCGUGCGUAGUUUAUCUGAUGAAAGACAGAGGAGUAAAUUUUUUUCGUCCGUACCACUUUGUAUAUAUCUUGUACCCUUUUAUCAUCUUUUACAUUCCUAGCGAAUGAAUAUCAACACCAAGAGUUAAUUAUUCCGCCAUUUCACAAUAUAUUAAAAACUGACUGUGACUUUUUUAAGGAAAUCUUUGCGUGCAAACAAGACUGGAGAAAACAUAGAGAAAAACUGAGGGGGGUGGAAGAUGCUUUAUGGAUGUUGGGUAGGGUUUUUUAAGGAAAAUAAGGGAUCUUCAAAAAUCUGUUUUAUUUUCAACUCCAGUUAAGUAACAGAGAAAGAGAAUUGAUCGAAACACGUCAUUUGCGCUGAAUUUUUAGGGAUGUUUUAUCAAUUCUUGUCUUGGAAAAGUCCUCUCCGCCUUUUAUCUUCUUUGGGUUAUUUUUCGCAACUUAUCGUGUUACAAUUUCCGCCUGAAUUUCCGCUGUCGCCGGCUUUGACGGAGAGCCAGAGCUACUCUAGAAUGCUAGGAAUGUCAUUAUGUGAUCACAAUUUUAAAUUGAAGUACUCUAUUAAAACCCUGACUUCCCGUUGGGUGUCGGUAGUCGAUAGAAUAUACAAAAUGGCGGCUUUUUCUUCUCGUGGUGAAAAAGGAAGAGUGCUCCUUGUGCAUACUUUUACUUUCACUCAAAACUAUGUAUAACCAGACACGGUUUUGCCAGACUCGCACCGUAUGCUGACUGCCCAAGUAUAAACUGAACGGAGUUAGAAUAUCAGCAGUCGUUGUUUUGAAUACGGCUGUUUCGAAAAAGGGUACCGGAAUAAAGCAUUAAAAUGCACGCUUCAACCUCGAAAGGUAUUGUGGGUAGUUUUCAGGUCACGUUGACUUCAGGAUCUAAGGAAAUCUGAGAAAAACGUUACUGUAAGGACGAGGCAUUGCGGGUUGGAGGAAUUUAUUUUUUCAUUUGACUUAUUAAAACAUUGAUUACUGGAUACCUAGAUUACUUUUCGAAACUGUCGCGUGCAAUUAUGUCCUUUUUUCUAACAAACUUUCUCGAAACAGCUGUAAGCAUACAGUCUACGAGACAUGUUACUCUUUGCACGCUUUGCUUAACGUACUUGAUAGAUCAUUCACUUAUUUGUCGUUAUUUCGUCUAAGUUAUUUUUUACUGCGCAUAAAGCAAGCAUUUUGGCCUAUGUUACGGAUUCCCUCGCUUGUCUUCCUUUGCAUGGCUUCCUUUCCUCUGGGAACUGUAGCUGUGGUCAAUCAUGGAAGUCACGUAAUGUGCCGAUCAAUGCGAAGUUUUAACAUUCCCCCGCGCCACCCACGGGCAGAUGGCCGUCAUCCGUAGGGGUAGGGAAUUUGAACCUUGCCUGGCUGGGGUGGGGAAUUUAGACAAGAGGUGUUCAAUGUCAGCGAAAUAAGAAUAUGAAGGUGCGUAAGGUUAAAAGUUCACUUUCGCGAGCGAGUGGCUCAGAAGAAAAGGUCUGCAAGACCCAAGUCUUAAGGCUUGCACAAUGUGUAGAAAGUCGCGGUCGUUGAUUUUGCCAUUCACAAAAAAAAUUGGUUAGGGCAUUUGACACAAUUUCUGAGGGGGGGAUGUUGGAACUUCGAAUAAGAGCUAUAUUCCGUAGAGAGUGGUGUUCCGCUAAUGCCUUGUAUCAUUUGUUAACCGAAUUUCUUUUAAAAAUCUGGUCUUAGAUGGUCACAAUGAUCCGUAUCCAUUCGACGGUCCUGGCAACAGUUAUGCGCAUGCUUUCUAUCCUCCUCAUGGUGAGGUCCACUUUGACGCUGACGAGAAAUGGGAUAUCCCUUAUACCCACUGCGCAGCAUUCUUUAACAAAACCAUCUCACCCGUCCAACCUGGCUGUAAAAGUUUAUUUCGUGCCGCAGUUCAUGAGAUAGGACAUAGUCUGGGUUUGAAGCAUUCUUCUGUUUCGACUUCCAUUAUGUAUCCAACCAUAAGCCUGGACACAACAGACGUGUGUCUCGAUGAUGACGAUAUCGCGGGUAUUCAGCAUCUUGCAGGUAUUACUUUAUACGUUCAUUACUUACCAUAAAAUACAUCGGUGGAAUGUUAUUCUUUUGUUGCACCUUGUUGGUCUAAUUUGUUAAACUCUGUACUCUAUUUGUCUUCCCUAAUAUAAAAUACAAUGUGUGCUAUUUCAUCGGUUUUAUGGGUUUUAAACUGCUAUCGGUUUCUUACACGUCGCCAAACAACGCCUAGAAUAGAUUGUUUUGAAACUUAGGUCAAUUUUAUUUUUCUAUGCAUUUUUGAGAUUGGCGGCCAUUAUCUUCGUCAUGUACGAGAGGCAUUAUUAUGCGAAGAAUAGAUUCAUGAGAUAGAAUACGUUUAAUCUACUAUUAGUCUCGUACUCAGUCCUUCCACAGUUAAACGGUAGAAAGUACAUUUCAGUUACGCGGUAGGAUCUAGGUGUGGGAUUAACACACCAUUUUAACCACGAAUCAAGGCUACACAGGUUGUGAUAUCAUCUUUACGUAUACAACAUAUCUAUUUUCGUUUGCUGCUUUAUGGUGCGAAUUGAUUGUAGCAUACGAGUCACGCAUGCCAUGUUCUACAACUGUGUUUCGAGCAUACAAUGUACAUAGCGCGUAUAUAUGACAGUAGUUAAAGAAAUGAUGGUGAUGAUAAAAAUGGCGGCAACUAUAAAAAUGAUAAUGAUGUCGAAAAUUACAGUGCAGGAAGUAUGAAUACCAAUGUCUUUAAUUCUGUUCUGUCAUGUCAUAAUUGGUCUAAGUUAAGCGUUACAUUCUCUCUCUAAGGUAAAUGUGUCCCCAGAGUGAAAAGUAUUUUUAGCUGGCGUAAACAUCAGAAUGGUGUUUGGGCGACUUACGUCAUGAAAGGAACAAAUUACUGGAAACUUGACGCAGAAACUACCGUUUCUAUGCCAACCUAUCCGCUGGGUAUAGUCAAUGGAUGGGUUUCUUUCCCAAUGGACCCCGAUGAAGUUUUUGAUUAUAGCACUGGGGACGUCACGUACAUUUUCAAAGGUUCAAAGUAUUGGAAAUACGACAAUUAUGGAGACGUGAUGUACAGAGGCUAUCCCCUAAGUAUAGCCGGUUAUUGGCCAGGGAUACCAGACAAUAUCGAUGCUGCCUUUUCUACUCUUAAUCAUUAUACCUACUUUUUUAAAGGUAACAAAGUUUAUAAAUUUAAUCAAAGAUUAGAUACUACAAGCACAGGGUACCCGAAAAGUACUUCAGAAGAAUGGUCCGGUGUUCCUAACGAUCUAGAUAGUGCUUUCGUCGAUAGGAAAACGAAUACGAUCUACUUUUUUCAUCAAGAUUAUUAUUACACGUGGAACACAACCACACAAAGUACAAACCCAGGGGGCCUAAUCGGUCAUACUAGAUUUUUUGAAAUAUGCGAUAUAUAGAUAUAGUUUAACCCUGUUCCUCAGGGCUAGCAAUUAAUUUUCUCAUGGCAAAAGAUGUUAAAGAGUCCCUAAUCCCUGUGUAUAGUUGUAGAUUACCUUUCAAGCGUUUGACAAUAAGCAGCUAAAUAUUGAGUUUAGUAUGCCUUGCUUUGGUACUGAAAGUUGUUACAAAUUUAAAAUGUCCAUAGUCUGUGUUAAAGGAGUCGAAACAACCGCAACGGCAAUAGUGGAUACGAAUAUCAUGGUUGAGAAAAAGGUUUCAUAGGCAAUUCAAAACUGGUAACUCUAGCAAAGAUUUAUGAUCAUUAAAGUUUUAAUUUAAACAUAAUUCUAAUUUCCCUCGACCUUAUCCAAACGAAGUGGUCGUUUUGGUUGUUUAGACUUCUCUUAAUUUCAAGUGAUAUAUAAUAUUGUGACGACGCAACAAUAUCGUUGCGCAUCGACGCUGUUUCUAACAAGUGUUUUCUAAUACGCUGCAAGAAACAUAGAGACGCUUACGACAGUCAGUUUAACGACAAGAGGCUAAUAUUUCCAAACACAGAACGCCUCGCUAAGGAAUCGACCCUACUUGGCAAAAACUACAUUGUCAAAAUACCCGACGAACGCCUAUCUUGCGUAAGAAUUUUUUUAAAUGACGAUGGGCAUUUUCAAGAACGUACGGAAAAGCCCUGAUAUGUGUCAAUGAUUAUAAGGACUGUUUCAUCAACUCAGGUAUGUUAGUGUACAUAUCAAAUGACGAGCACAUUUCCCCAUGACAUGUGUGAUAUAGUGCACUUCAUUUCAAAUCAUCUUGAGCUCGUCUCAAGCUUAGCUCGUGAUGAGAGUGAUCAAGAUAAUUUUGUUGCUGUUUAGAAACUGG